Gigantopelta aegis is the source of this 813-nucleotide messenger RNA. RefSeq names its product fibrinolytic enzyme, isozyme C-like. Gene Ontology annotation, molecular function: serine-type endopeptidase activity. Gene Ontology annotation, biological process: proteolysis. The record is from RefSeq and is a predicted model, not a curated record. Lineage: Eukaryota; Metazoa; Mollusca; Gastropoda; Neomphalida; Peltospiridae. Bases 1 to 747 code for a protein of 248 amino acids. The transcript is spliced from 6 exons.
AUGCAACCCUACGGAAGUCCUCAAUCUCUGGGCAGCCCGACGAAUCAUAUCAUCGGUGGAUCUCCGGCUGACAUCGCCGAUUUUCCGUACCAGUGUUCUCUGCGGUAUUCCGGUUCGCACACGUGCGGUUGUGUCAUUCUCACUAAGAGCAAAAUUCUCACAGCGGCUCAUUGCGUUGACGGAAGGACAACAAGUUCGUUUUCUGUGUAUGCGGGGUCUACAAGUAGGACAGAAGGGGGCGUUCUGAGAAGCGUGUUGUCCCAGAAAGUGCACGAAAAUUACAACGAUGGGUCAGCAACUUUUGCAAACGAUGUUGCGGUGAUGACUCUGUCUGGUACAUUUGACCUUGGUGACGCUAACAUCGAGGCUGCUGUCUUAUCUCGAUCAGACGAUCCAGACUACGCCGGUGACGACUGCAUUCUGACAGGCUGGGGUCGUACAAGCUCAAGCAAUACGUUACCAGAUGAUUUAAUGAAAGUGACCACUACAGGCUUGAGCAGAGCAGACUGCCAGUCCGCCAUGAGCGCUAUUACGGGAGUGAACAUCCAGAACAUGCACCUUUGUGUCAUGACUGCUGGAAAAGAUGGUGGAUCAUGCAACGGUGACAGCGGAGGACCAAUGCAAUGUAGAGGCAAAAUCGCCGGCGUGACGUCAUGGGGUAUUUCCAGUAGCGGGAACUGCUUGACAACCUACCCUAGCGUGUAUGCCAGAGUCGGGCACUUCUACGAUUGGAUCUCCAAUGCGUAAACACGGAAUUUACAGAAAUAUCUUUAAAUCCUAACUCACGGACGAAAUAAAACAAUCGACGCACUA